CACAUUAGAUAAAAACGAGGGCACUCGGUUAACAAUCAUAAUAUGUUGUUUGAGAACUUAACUACCGUAGCUGAUUAACUAUUACUAGACCUCAAGCUAGCUCAAGAUGAAGCUGUUGCAGCUUUUAACGCUGCUAGUCGGUGCUGGCACCGCUCUAGCUGCGAGCAGUAGGAGACCUAUCAGGAGUCUACAUACACCCAAAGAAACUGUUGAGAAUUACGAGGUGGUGUUUCCAGUUGUCACUUAUCCUGAAGGAAAGAAAGCACAGCGCCAUCCCUCUGUGAUGCAUGUGCACAUCGAGGCACAGGAUGAGAGAUACACUAUCGUCUUGAAGUUGAACGAUAUGCUCAUUCCCUCCAACUUCAAUUCACUUUCUUAUGAUAAAGAUGGCAGAGAAGUUAUUACAACGGGUCAUGUGAACUGUUUCUACCAGGGCUGGGUGGAGGGUCACCCAGAGUGGAGAGCCACAAUGAGCACCUGUACAGGAUUAAAAGGCACUUUUGGGAAUUACCAAAACAAGAAAGAGCUAUUCCAUUUGGAACCACUCGACACAAAUGACCCAUCUUUGGAGCAGCCCCAUGCACUUUACCCUGACAUGGAACUCGAGAUUGAUGAAGGGUCUUGUGGCUCUAAUGAGACUCACAUGGUGGAUGAGAUCGGUGGAGUGCCCAUGCCUGAUAUAGAAGAUCUGAGACUGAAGAGACAAGUCAAUGGCUUUUGGAUUGUCGAAUUGAUCAUAGUCAAUGACUUUAGACAGUAUGGUAGCCAAGGGCAAAACCUCGCUAACACUGUCAGUAGAGCUCUGAGUAUUACCAACGAAGUGGACAGUGUAUAUCAGGCCCUAAGCAUCCGUGUGGUUUUAAUCCAAAGUAUCACUUGGACAUCAGGAGAUCAAAUCACUAUCGUCACUGAUCCAGACGUUGUUCUGCCUUUAUUCCGAACUUAUGGACGGACAGUUUCAACACCUCAUGACUGCAUACAUUUAGUCACUGGUAUUAAUUUGGAUGGGGGUACAGUGGGACUGGCAUAUAUUGGAGUCAUGUGUGGAAGCGGUUGUUCUGGCCUCUCACAAGAUGGAGGAAGAGGACUAACAGGAGUCGGAACUACUGUAGCUCACGAGCUCGGUCACAAUUUCUUCAUGAGUCAUGAUGACGGUAGUUGCACAUGUACUGACUCUGUGGGCUACUGUAUAAUGGCAGCAAUAUCCACAACUGGCCGUGAGCCUAGCUCUUGGAGCAGCUGCUCUGUUGCCUUCCUUAACACAGGCUUCCAAACACGAAACUUAAAUCGGUGUCUUGGCAACCAACCUAUAACAAUGGUCGGCGAUCCUGUCUGUGGUAACGGUCUUCGAGAAGGCGAUGAAGUAUGCGAUUGUGGCUCGACUUUGGAGUGCACUGAUCCUUGCUGUAAUGCUGCCACGUGCCAGCUAGCAUCAGGGGCCCAAUGCAGUGCAGGAGGAUGUUGUAACACUCAGUGCCAAUUUAUUAGUGCUGGCACCACUUGCCGAACAUCUACGGGUAGUUGUGAUAUCACCGAAUAUUGUAGUGGGAGCGCCAGCGAGUGUCCCAGUGAUGAGAGUGUGUUGGACGGAACAGCCUGCACUAGGAAUGGCGUUGGUGCCUUCUGCUAUUCUGGAGAGUGUCCAAAUCUAGCCCUGCAGUGUCAAGAGGCUUGGACUACAUCAUCAACCAAUGGGGGAUCUGCGUGCUUUAAUCUGAACACUCGAGGCGAUAGAUUUGGCAAUUGUAUUGUCCAUGCAACAGAUCCACUCACCUAUACAGCUUGUACCACUGCCAAUGUUGGAUGUGGUCUCUUGCAUUGUAUGAACACAGGCAACUUCCAGUUGAGCAAUGCUAACUACCUUUUGGGCACUAUUACUCCUUUUCAAUCACAACCAUGCAGGUCUUACUUCAGCACAGAUGCUGAUGCUGUUGGUGCAGGGUUUGUAUCUGACGGCAUUGCAUGUGGUACUGGCAAUGCCUGUUUCAACAGACAGUGUGUAAAUCCUUCACAACUCACCACUCAUACCUGUCCAGUGGGCUCUAACAGUCUACUCUGCUCAGGAAACGGGCAAUGUAACAACAAUGGCGGCUGUUCUUGCUCUGCUGGUUUCUCCGGAACUACCUGUCAGACUUCAGGAGUUCCAACCAAUGAGUGUCUCAACAACAAUGGAGGCUGCGCUCAGACAUGCACAGACACAACCAGCUCUUUCGUGUGCAGCUGUGCGACAGGAUACAAUCUUGCCAGUAACGGACUCGGUUGCAAUGACAUCAAUGAGUGUAACUCUAACAAUGGCGGCUGUGCUCAAGGCUGCAUCAACACAGCGGGGUCCUUUCAGUGCAGCUGUGGAACUGGGUACACACUGGCCACUAAUGGAAUAACAUGCAAUGAUAUCAAUGAGUGUGUGGCCAACACUGAUGGCUGUAGCCAGUUCUGUACCAACACUGUCGGCUCCUUCACCUGUUCUUGUAGCAGUGGAUAUACUCUCGCCAGCAAUGGCCGCACUUGCAAUGAUAACAACGAGUGUGCUCUCAAUACUGACAACUGUCAGCAAGUCUGUAUCAACUCGGCCGGCACGUUCAGUUGUGCUUGUAACAAUGGCUAUACUCUCAACUCUAACGGGAUAACAUGUUCAGAUGUGAAUGAGUGCAAUACUAACAAUGGCGGUUGUGUGCAGACAUGUACAAACACUGCUGGGUCUCGUACCUGUGGUUGCAACUCUGGAUACUCACUUGCCAGCAAUGGAGUCUCGUGCAAUGACAUCAACGAAUGCUCGUCAAACAAUGGCGGCUGUGCUCAGCGCUGUACCAACACAGUGGGAUCAUUCCAGUGCAGCUGUGGAACUGGAUACACGCUAGCAGCAGAUGGGAGAACAUGUAGUAAUAUAAAUGAGUGCAUGGCCAAUAAUGGGGGAUGUGACCACUCUUGUACCGACACUACUGGCUCCUUCGUGUGUAGCUGUAUCUCUGGGUUCAGACUGGCUACUAAUGGACGAACUUGCAACGCUAUCAACGAGUGCCAGGAGGGAACUAGCAACUGUGCCCAGCUGUGCACAGACACUGGCUCCUCAUUUGUAUGCUCUUGUAUGAGUGGCUACGUCCUAACUAACGGGGUCAACUGUCCCGACAUUAACGAAUGCUCCACAAGCAAUGGAGGGUGUAAUCAGAUCUGCAGCAACUCUCAAGGCUCUUUCCAGUGCAGCUGUAACAGUGGCUACUCUCUAGCUGCUGAUGGAAUGACUUGUGUGGAUUUGAACGAGUGUCAACUCAACACUGACAACUGCCAGCAAUCUUGCUCUAAUAUAAAUGGUGGUUUCACUUGCUCCUGCAUCUCUGGAUACAUACUUAAUAAUGACGGAAGGACAUGUAGUGAUAUAAACGAGUGUUUUACAAAUAAUGGUGGCUGCAAUCAGGGCUGCACUAACACUGCUGGAGGCUUCACUUGUGAAUGUCAAUCGGGAUACUUGCUCGCUCAGGACAGCCAAACCUGCAAUGACGUGAAUGAGUGCUCGACAAACAACGGACUUUGCUCUCAGCUGUGCUCCAAUAAUGAUGGGUCAUUUGAAUGCAGCUGCAAUACUGGGUACACACUCAGUGUUAAUGGAGCCACAUGCCUGGACAUCAAUGAGUGUAACUCUAACAAUGGCGGCUGUGCUCAGGACUGCGCCAACACAUUAGGAUCUUUUCAGUGCAGCUGUGAAAAUGGAUACACACUGGCUGCUAAUGGAAGAGCAUGCAACAAUAUCAACGAGUGCCAGAGCAGCAAUGGUGGGUGUGACCAGAUCUGUACAGACAACGUUGGCACCUUUGUGUGCAGCUGUAACACUGGUUUUGAACUUGCUACCAAUGGACAAACUUGCACUGCUAUUAACGAGUGUGCUGAUGGCACCAACAACUGUGAACAUCUCUGCAUGGAUACUGGAUCCUCCUUUGAGUGCUCGUGCAGAAAUGGCUACACCUUGAACGCUAAUCAGGCAACCUGCGAUGACAUUGACGAGUGUAUCACAAACAAUGGAGGAUGCUCAGACACUUGCCGGAACUCAGCCGGGUCCUUUGACUGCGUGUGUCCCAGUGGCUUUACCCUCAAUGCCGAUGGACUCUCAUGCACAGAAAUCAAUGAGUGUAAUUCAAACAAUGGCGGCUGUGAUCAGACCUGUACGAACACUGUCGGAGCCUUCCAGUGCAGCUGUAGCGCUGGGUACCAACUCGAUACUGAUGGUCUAUCAUGCGAAGACAUUGAUGAGUGCUUACUGAGCAAUGGAGGCUGUGACUCUGUCUGCUCUAACACGGAGGGCUCCUUCGAAUGUGACUGUAACACUGGGUUCAGAAUAGAAGCAGACGGAAGGACUUGUACUGCUAUCAAUGAGUGUGCAGAGGGAACUAACAAUUGCGAGCAGUUGUGCUCAGAUACCGGUGAUGCCUUUGUCUGCUCUUGUCGCAGUGGGUACACACUCAAUCAGGAUCAGGCCACUUGCACAGAUAUCAAUGAGUGUGAUGCACAAGCGGGUGGAGUGUGUGAGCAAAAUUGUGAUAACACUGACGGAGGGUUCGAGUGUUCCUGUAAUAGCGGCAAGCAAUUGGACGCCAACGGAUUCACUUGCUCAAACAUCACUUCAGUUGUGGAUGAAAACGUUGCUCCUAUAGGUGGCAUUGUCGGUGGAGUGAUCGGCGCGAUAAUUUUCUUUGUUUUGUUAAUAGUCAUCGUCAUCAUUGUGGUCACAGUGCUGAUGAAAAAGCGAAGCGAUAAGACCGAAGGUGACUACAGACCAUCGAAGGCAAGCCCAAGCAAACAAAACUCCUCACAGCUGCACAGACCUGUCCAUGCUUCUCUGACUGGAUCAAGUGACAAUCUCUUGAACACUUCUACCAAUGGUUACCACAACAGUAACAUAGCCUACGUACCAGCUAUGACAACUUUCAGUAAUCCUUCUCCAACCAGUCCAACCAGUCCAAUCUCAAACGGCCGCUAUACUAAAGGAUAUACCCCACCCCCCGUAACCCCUGCACCCAGUGGCCCCCCACCUAGACGAGCAGCUCCAAUGGCCCCCAAGACAAACCCUGCACCUUCGGCACCCCCCAAAUCCUACCUACUACCCGUCAACUCAGUGCAGUCUCCUCCACCGAAACCAGCCAAACCAUUCCUGCAGUCAACACCUCCCCCAAAACCAAUGAAGCCUCCGGUCCUCUCAAAGCCUCCGGUCUUCUCAAAACCUCCAGUCCACUCAAAACCUCCAGUCCACUCAAAGCCUCCAGUUCACUCAAAGCCUCCUCCGUCUACCGGAACUCCCCUGUAUCCGCCAUUGAAGCCAGUAACAGGAGACAUUGCAAAGCCUGCUCCUAAGCCAAAGCCAGCCCCUCCACCUAGUAGACCAGUCGCACAGGAUAGAAGAGCUCCACCUCCGGCACCAGCCGUGAAACCACAGCCGAGUAACAAGCCUGUUCCAACUCCCAGACCGUCUGUAGCCCCUCGAAGUAACAGCAAGCCUGUUCCUCCCCCGGCCCCCAAACCCACAGCUCCACCUGCCCCCGUGAACAGCUCAACUAAACAACCCAUGGCCCCACCUGGCGGCAAAAAAGCAAUGGUACCGCCCCCAAGAAGAUGAACUGAAUAUCACAACAAUUAUUACCCUCCCUAAAUUAGCGUGUUGCUCUGUUUUUAAAUCCAAUGCAUGUGUAGACGUGAAAGUUAUAGCACAAAUACAUUCACUAUUAAUUAUUCUUUUAAA
Halichondria panicea is the source of this 5725-nucleotide messenger RNA. RefSeq names its product fibrillin-1-like. Gene Ontology annotation, biological process: proteolysis. The transcript has 39 exons. The record is from RefSeq and is a predicted model, not a curated record. Bases 107 to 5602 code for a protein of 1831 amino acids. Gene Ontology annotation, molecular function: metalloendopeptidase activity; calcium ion binding. Lineage: Eukaryota; Metazoa; Porifera; Demospongiae; Suberitida; Halichondriidae.